Molecule: messenger RNA, 1842 nt
Organism: Pisolithus orientalis
Lineage: Eukaryota; Fungi; Basidiomycota; Agaricomycetes; Boletales; Pisolithaceae
Product: Clavaminate synthase-like protein
Exons: 5
Coding region: 394-1584 (396 amino acids)
Molecular function (GO): oxidoreductase activity
Source: RefSeq, a predicted model, not a curated record
AAGAGAAUGCCAGAUGGUAGAAGACAAGUAGUUAGCACCACCGUCUGCCAAUUGUGGGGAGCACAACACGCUGGAAAGGCACCGAGUUGUGUUAUAUCCGAGAACGGACAACCCUUCCACAAUUAAUCCUACAUACUAUCGAGUCUCCGUCCCAUCAAUGGAUGAUUUUCUCCGCGACGAUACUACAGUUUUGUUCUUUUUACAUAAAAAGAUGGUUGUAAAUCGUCUUUCCGCUAACGGGGGAAGCCCCAGUCCUCGUGUGGUCGUACGCAAGCUGUAUGACGUUUAAGUGUGGACUCCCCCGGAUCAUUGCUGUGUCUCCCACCCCUACCGACCGUCCUUGUUUCAUAGAUAAGCCUCUCUCACUAGUUCACUUGUUGUCCUUAAUCCCCAAUGACAAUCGAACUCGCCUCUCUUCCUCUACCUCCCUCCGCAGAUUCAUCCAAGUUCGUCGACUUUGGCCGUGAAGUCAAAGGCGUCGACCCUGGCAACCUCACCCCGGAACAGUUCUCUGAGGUUUCCGAAGCUCUGUACAAGCACAGCGCUCUCCUUUUCCGGAACGUCACCCUCACCCCAGAACAACAGUAUGCUCUGACCAAGGCGUUUGACCCUGAAUCCGAGUCUUACGGCCACGGUAACAACAAGACUCAGUCCACCAAGAGGUCCAUCCUUCACCCAGAUCUCAAGACGAUUCCCCGGGUCCCACAGGUACAGCUUAUAGGAAAUGGGAUGGUAUACAAUCACGAAGGCCUCGAGAGCGCCGCUCUCAAGCACCCCUCGCACACCACCUUCCACAAGACCAGGGUUUCCGAAGAGGACGAGCAGAAAGGAUACACUCGCUUCUAUCGUUGGCACAUCGAUGCCGCGCUCUAUGACUAUAAUCCACCUCGUGUAACCACCCUGUAUGGUAUCAAGGUACCAGCCGGGCCAAAGCAGACCGUCAGGUAUGAUGAUGGCACCGGCGACGAACUGUCCGUCCCCCUGGGGACCACUGCCUUUGUCUCUGGAAAGACGAUGUUCGACAUCUUGCCACGCGAGUACAAGAGUCUUGCCGUGCGCACCAAAGUAAGGUAUGCGCCCCAUCCUUACGUAUGGAUGGCUCCGGCCCGUGCUAUGCCAACUGGCUUGGGUAUCGAAACAGAAGGCCUCGAACUCCCCGUGAACGAGCUUCCCUCCUGGGAGGAGUCCAAGAUUAAGACUUUCUCUAUGCUGUGGAAGAACCCGAUCACCGGGGAAUUACACUUCCAGGUUCAUCCCUGUGGUGUUCAGGAACUCAUCAUCGAUCCCUUGCCCGAAGGUGCUAAUCGAGACAGUGCCCUCUAUCCCAAUGGGGCUCAUCUCAAGGAUCUCAAGGAAGUUCGCUCUCUUCUCUACACGAUGCAGCGCCCCGCUAUAGCACCACAACUGGUAUACCCCCAUGACUGGAAAGAACGAGAUCUCGUCCUCUUCCAUAAUCGCGGUAUUCUGCACACCGUCGUUGGAGCUUUCAAGCCUGACCAAGUCCGCGCGUUCCACCAAUGCAAUCUGGCCGCAUCAGAUGUGCCGCAAGGUCCCUCUGAGUCAGACGUCCUCAAAUGGGCGUGAAUCGUUGGGUAGGCAGUGUUGUCAUGUAUUGUAUACUUUGUGUUGCGAUCGGGUGCCAAUGGAGUAGAAACACUUAUCUUUUGGGACUUUCCUGUAGAAACAGGCAAUACUAAUUGACAAUGCAGUGCUGGAAGGAUUUUCAUACUGUAGGAGCAGUCACUGCGGAAACGAAAUUUUAGCAGGGGGCAUAACCAGAUUCUCCAAAUGUAGAUAAUCCGACCUUGAUUUUUUUUUGUAAGAUAUAGCUAUUAGUCUGAG